AUGGAUCCUCAAAACCGCACCAUUGGAGAGUUUGAUUCACUAGACAUCUUCUUCACAAAACGCCAACCUAUAUGCCCUUUACCACCUACUGGAGAGUUCAAGAUAAGCUCUAAACUCAUUGCUUUGGUGGAGCAGCAUCAGUUUCGUGGCCUAGAGGAAGAGCAGCCCAUUGAUCAUAUUGAGAAGUUUGAAGAAAUCUGCGCUACAAGGAGAUGCAUACAAAUGGAUGAGGCUCUUCCAGCAGGAUCAAUCACUACUUGGGAUGAGUACAAGAGAGCUUUCUUGAAGAAUUUCUACCCAAAAGAGAGAUUAAAAUGGAUGAGAAGAAGAAUCUCAGAAUUUCGACAUGAGGCACAUGAAUCAUUCUUUGAGGCUGUUUCACGGUUCAAGGAGUACAAGAGAGAGUGCCCUCACCAUGGUUUUACAGAGAUUGCUUUGCUAAACUUCUUCUAUCAAGGAGUUGAUGAGAAAUUCAAGAUGGCACUCAACAUCGCAAGUCAAGGGGACUUCAUGACUAAUACUAUUUCUCAAGCCAACAUUCUCAUUGAUAACUUGGCUGCAAGCAACAAAAUUCUUGCUUGA
Messenger RNA from Microthlaspi erraticum, 582 nucleotides. The record is from the annotation of a GenBank genome assembly. Lineage: Eukaryota; Viridiplantae; Streptophyta; Magnoliopsida; Brassicales; Brassicaceae.